This is a messenger RNA of Meira miltonrushii, 2793 nucleotides long. RefSeq lists its product as uncharacterized. Gene Ontology annotation, molecular function: DNA-binding transcription factor activity, RNA polymerase II-specific; RNA polymerase II transcription regulatory region sequence-specific DNA binding. The transcript has 2 exons. NCBI's taxonomy places the organism in Eukaryota, Fungi, Basidiomycota, Exobasidiomycetes, Exobasidiales, Brachybasidiaceae. The record is from RefSeq and is a predicted model, not a curated record. Gene Ontology annotation, cellular component: nucleus. Bases 1 to 2793 code for a protein of 930 amino acids. Gene Ontology annotation, biological process: animal organ morphogenesis; anterior/posterior axis specification; cell differentiation.
AUGUCUCAAUCUUCUUCCCACAUUAGUCUCGGAUCAUCUUUACACGCUGAACAAGAAUCAAGAAAGUUAAUAGGGCAAAACUCAAACUUUGAUAGGGAAGAGGACGUUGAAACAGUUCGUGAUUCUCAUUCACAAGAAGAGAUACCGCAGUCAAACACAAGUAGCAGAAGUACAACACCAAGACCUUUUGCGCGGAAUCAAUCAAAUCUUGCGGGAACAGGUGAAUUGACACAUCACCACUAUCAUUCUCAGUCUUCACAGGAUAAUUAUUUGGGUGUGGCAAAACAUAACCGAGACAGAAGAGAUUCUCUUUCAAUUCAAAGUUUGAUUGCCACCACAGAUUCAAGGCCAACGUCCUCACAUCAAAGCAACAAAUAUUACCAUCAUCAUCCUUAUUCAAGAGGUGAGGGAUCAAGAAGGGAAAUGAAUUUCGGCUUAGCAUCCCACCUUCCAUCUCCGAUGUUCGAUCAUACAUUACCGCGAGAUUCUGAUCAAGAAAUGACAACUUCAAACUCUCUCUUGAGCACGGGAAGCGAAUAUAUGCAGUCUCCUGUUUCUGCCUCGAGUGCUUCUUUUACUUCUUCGAACUUUGGUCACCAGGACAGUGGGAGCAUAUUGGAUCAAGAUUCGUUCGCAGCUCUUUCAAAUGCAUCAAAAGCUGCCAACUACGGCCAUACGGGCGAGGAAGGUUUCGGUUCGUAUGGAACAGACCAUUCGCUCGUAUCGCCUUAUGACAGCUUGAGUAGAUCAUCAAGUGGCUUCUCAUUGCAGUCUGGAUUGAGCGGAAGUGAUAUGAGCAAUGCAGCAGGUACACAGAGUGAUACGCAACUGCUCGACGGUCAAACAACGCACGAUGGAAUGAUUGGACGUUCAAGAUCGGGAACGGUGCGCAGAUAUCAUUCUUUGAGUGGUUCCUUAUCACUUCCUCCCAGGAGUGAGGAAUCAGUUUCACCAACAGGAAGUGCAAUGAGUUUGAGAGCGUCUUCAGAUCGUGGUCGUGGUUUGGCAACAACUGCAUCGAUUUCAAUCUCGGAUGCAAGUAUGAACAGUUCAAUGUCACGCAAGAAGCGCAAUAAAUGCAGUCCUGAACAAUUCCGUCAAUUGGAAGCCUUUUUUGCCAAGAAUAGAAAUCCAACGGGUAAAGUACGUGAAGAGUUGGCAAAGAGUAUUCGAAUGCCAGAAAGAAGUGUUCAAGUUUGGUUCCAAAACAAACGUGCCAAGACAAAGUUGAUCGAAAUCAAGGAUGGUGUUCCUCCCGAGUUGCGUACGACAGUUUCCAAGCCAAGAAACAGUCAAGGUUCCGCAACAGGAAUGCGACCUUCUGAAUCAAGUUCUGGAUUCUCUACUGCGUCUGCAAGAGGGAAACGUGCAAUCAUGCAAACGUCUUCGCAGGAAGAGUCUGUCAUUCAACUUCCUGUAGUUUCGCUAUGCAUUGGAACGUGGAGAAGAAUCAAGCCAUUGAUUUGUUUGUUCUCCAGACGUCAGCAAGCUUUCACUUGGUAUCUUUCGUCUGAAUCAGUUGGCUUCAAGCUAGAAUGUCCAAGAUCAUGUGUGACUAGGGUGAUCUUCUCAGGUCCUCGAGCUCCAACUGUUCAUGAAUUUGGCGAAGGUAUCAAUACGCAAAUUGGUCAUCUUACCGUUGAACUGGAUAGACCACCUCAAUUCUACAUGGAGGUGUUCCGUAGCAGUGGUGCGUCACCAAAAGGUAAAGAAACCGAAGAGCAUCAACAACAAAAAGCAUCUUGGAGACAAUGUUCAGAUUUCACAGAAUCAAAACAAGCAACAACGAUAUUUUCGCAUACGAUCAGUGGACCAUAUGCGGAGCUGAGAGGAGCAGUUUUGCAAUUGAUGGAAUCUGGUGGUCCGCUUGCUUCGAUUGUUGAAUUGAGAGAUGAUGCUGCAGGUGCAUUUAAUGGUGUCUCUUCUGGCGCUUGGUCAGCAGAAUCUCAUUUAGCACAAGCAAAUUUUCACGGUCAUCCAAACGCACAAUUCGGUUUGCCUCAUCAACCUUAUUCUCAUCCACAUCAAGCGCCACAUUAUGUGCCUGCAGGUCAGGAAUCAUCAAUGUUGGGACAUGGCUUGGAUGAAGCGCAAUUUGCAAAUGCACCUCAGCAUUCUCAAUGGGACAAUAAUGCAACGCCUGUUUCAUGGCAACAAGCGAACUUUUCCAACGAUAUAGCUAGUGGACAUGAUGGAGGUCGAUAUGAUCAUUUGACCAUCAAUACUGCACCGCAAUCUGCUUCUGCAUUGGAUAUGAACAAUUUGCGAAUUGACACAAGUGCAUUACAUAGUGUUCAUCAUCAAGCUUCACAUACGUUUGAAGAUGGAAAUGGGCAGAGUACCUCCUAUUCUCCCACGAAUACCGUUCAAUGGCCACGUACUGCCGUUCAUCAAAGUUCAACUUGGGCAAAUAGCGGUCAUCCGUUGAGUGAAAGUGGAUUUGCUUCUGCUCCUGCUUAUCCGAUCAACAGUUUCCAACAACAGCAGCAGCAACAACAACAGCAAAGCCAUUUGUCAGAAACGCAUCCUUCUGCCAUCAUGUCACAUUCCAGUAGCGCUGAUGGAACAGGAAGUGUGACCGACGCUGCAGCCGUAGCAGCAGCGGCAGCCGCUGUAAAUGCAAAUGAGAUGCACAAUUCCAUGUUCAGUCAACCUGCUCAUGUAGCUGCAGCGGCAAAUGCUACAGGCUUCAAUGCUGCUCCAAGUCAUCAGACGCAAUCCACGCCAUCCAUGGAAGAAAGUGGAUUGGAUGCAAAUAUGCAUACAACUGCAACAACUGAUCAAUUGAUUUGA